ACCAAGAUGGCGGUGCAAGAGACAGCAUCUCAACUGUCCAUGGCUCUCAAAGUGCAAGAAUAUCCCACCCUGAAGGUGCCCUACGAGACUCUGAACAAACGUUUCAGGGCAGCUCAGAAGAACAUCGACAGGGAGACGAGUCACGUGACGAUGGUGGUUGCAGAGCUGGAGAAGACGCUUAGCAGCUUCCCGGUGGUCGACUCGGUGGUGUCACUGCUGGACGGAGUUGUGGAAAAACUCAGCGCCCUGAAGAGAAAGGCUGCUGAGUCCAUCCAAGCAGAAGACGAGAGUGCCAAGCUAUGUAAGCGUCGUAUCGAGCACUUGAAAGAGCACAGCAGCGACCAGCCAGCCUCGGUCAACCUGUGGAAGAAGAAACGCAUGGACCGCAUGAUGGUGGAGCAUCUGCUACGCUGUGGCUACUACAAUACAGCUGUUAAACUGGCCAGACAGAGCGGUAUAGAGGACCUGGUGAACAUUGAGAUGUUCCUCACAGCUAAAGAGGUAGAGGAGUCUCUGGAGAGGCAGGAGACGGCCACUUGCUUAGCCUGGUGCCAUGACAAUAAAUCCCGCCUCCGCAAGAUGAAGAGUUGUCUUGAAUUCAGUCUGAGAAUCCAGGAGUUCAUCGAGCUCAUCAGGCAAAACAAACGAAUGGAUGCAGUCAGACAUGCAAGGAAACACUUCAGCCAAGCAGAGGGCGGUCAGUUGGAUGAGGUUCGGCAGGUGAUGGGCAUGCUGGCUUUCCCAUCAGAUACACACAUCUCCCCAUACAAGGACCUUUUGGAUCCAGCCCGCUGGAAGAUGCUGAUCCAGCAGUUCCGAUACGACAACUACAGACUGCAUCAACUGGGGAACAACUCUGUCUUCACUAUCACUUUACAGGCUGGUCUGUCUGCCAUCAAGACACCUCAGUGCUACAAGGAGGAUGGUACCUCUAAGAACCCAGACUGCCCAGUGUGCAGUAAAUCCUUAAACAAGCUGGCCCAGCCACUACCCAUGGCCCACUGCGCCAACUCCAGACUAGUCUGUAAGAUCUCUGGGGAGGUCAUGAAUGAAAACAAUCCACCAAUGAUGCUGCCUAAUGGAUAUGUGUACGGCUACAAUUCCCUUCUGUCUAUUCGCCAAGAUGACAAAGUGGUAUGCCCCAGAACCAAAGAAGUCUUCAACUUCUCUCAGGCUGAGAAGGUCUACAUCAUGUGAUCACCCAGAUGAUCUGAGUGUAAACAUGAUCGAAUAUGGCCUGUCGUCCAUCAGCGGUGACCUGGCCUACUCAAGGGAGCCACCUGUGGAGCUGUGGUCCAGUGCCCUUCCUCCCCCAACAAACACACUUGACAUGCCCCAACCCCCAACCCUCUCCUUCCCGAUACAUAAUCAGCUCUAGUUCGCCAAUUCCCUUACUCCACCCAUUUUCAUCACUCAGAAACUGGGCUCUUCUCUUUUCAGACUCUGUUUUAGAUGUGGCUAGAAAACAAGAAGUUGUUUGAUCGGAUCCAUUCAAGCACAUGGACUAUCGGCAUUGUCAUUAUCUUACAGGCCUUCACUUUGAAGAUUAUAGACUAGAAACAAAAAAGGACUGAUGAGGUGAAAAACUUCUAGGUAGAUGUUUGAUUUUACUACAACAAAUAAAAAAACUUGUUGAGGUUACUUUGACUUUUUCCUUUCACAAGUGGUGUUCCUUUGUUACUAAAACAACGUGGCAGGACUGUGUUAACUUGGUAUCGCUCUAUUAACCACAAUAACACGUGAGGUUUGGGCCUUUUUGAAAACAAACAUGGCUUCCGGGUCAUGUGGUAGCAUCUCAUUGUGUGAUGCAUGCUGUUGACAUCCUUUGUCUUCUAGCUGUGUUUUUUGGUGGGUUGUUGGGGGGGGUUGGGCAUGGGGGGUAAAUGUUAAAGGCCUCCCUUAAACUGCCUACCAUUUUGCAUUUCUUCCCCCCUUGACUGUGAAGCUGGAGCUUGAUUUGGACUGCAAUUGGCUCCUUUUGAAAUGUAAAUAGUAGAUAGGAAUUAUUCAUCAUGUAUACAUUCGGGUGUUUUGGGGACAAGUAAUGACAAUGAAGAUUAACCUUAGAAGAAGACUGCUGUGUGAACUGAACACGUCUUUUGUUGGGUGUUGUAAACCUGGAAAAAGCCCGCAGUAACCUGGUUGUUCAGUAUGACUUCUCAUUUCUGAAGAAGCUUUUAGUUUUCCUCAUGAACUUGGUAAUAUUAAUUACAAUGUACUAACUACCAUAGCGAGAUUUACGCAAUACUCAAAUAUGACAACCAUCUCUGAUGAUGCUUUUUCUUAAUGAACAAACUGUCUUCCUUGGUUGUGUGUGAAGUUGGCUUUUUCAGUUCCAUUCAAUCAAUUUCACUCCUUUUUUUCCAGCUAAUAGAAUUAGCUCAUUUCAGUCAACUUUGGAUAUUUAUUCUGUUUGUAAAGGAAACUCUGGGUGAUUUUAGUUAAUUCAACAUUGCCCGAAUAUUUUUAAUUUCAUAGCUAUUUUUCCAACGAUGAACGGUACAAUAAAGAGAAGGAUUGUGCAGAUCU
Scomber japonicus (chub mackerel) is the source of this 2529-nucleotide messenger RNA. It is a transcript of the gene maea, whose product is annotated as macrophage erythroblast attacher, E3 ubiquitin ligase. NCBI's taxonomy places the organism in Eukaryota, Metazoa, Chordata, Actinopteri, Scombriformes, Scombridae. The transcript has 9 exons. Gene Ontology annotation, cellular component: cytoplasm; nucleus; GID complex. Gene Ontology annotation, biological process: proteasome-mediated ubiquitin-dependent protein catabolic process. The coding region runs from base 7 to 1197 and encodes 396 amino acids. Gene Ontology annotation, molecular function: protein binding; ubiquitin protein ligase activity. The record is from RefSeq and is a predicted model, not a curated record.